AGAAAAAGAAUAAUCCUCUACUUAAUUAUAAUUUAUAAUAUCGAAUGCAGCAGUGCCAAAUUUUAAACGAAACUUGCUCACGAUGUUUAAAUUUUAUUCCUAACUUCGUACUAUCGGUAUCGAGAAACCGUUACUAUGUUCACAUACACUACUUCCGUAAGCAUGCGCAUUGGAAAUCGGUUUCGGAAAAAUGCUGUAUUCCUCCUCUGGACAAACUUUCUAAUGAUAACUUUUCAAAGAUACAUUUAGAGCCAUUACAAGAUGCUCAUCACACCACCUAAACAGAAUAGUUGUUUAAGAAAUUCAACUAACGAAAAUGCUGAAGCUGCUGAUUAUAAGCCUGGAAAACGAAAACAUUCUAUUAAAGACACAGAUCAUACAAUAUCAAAGAGAGUAUGCAAAGAUUUAAAAUUGCCUAAUGGCUUACAAGAUGAGUACAGACAAGAUCUGAUUGAUAAAUUGCCUAAUCCUUGUCAGACCAAUGAAUAUAGAAGUAAUCUUCCUCAUACUUUGAUUAGAUUUAUGUAUCAGUUAGAAUUAUCAAUGUUUUGUUUAGUUAGAAAGUAUAUGUAUAAACAUAAAUACUCUUCAUUGUCAUUAACAUUUCGGAUUUCCAAAAUUGGUAAAUUCAAUAAUAUUAUUUUUUGUUAUAAACAGAAGUCUAUUUAUGUACAAAUUGAAAGUGUAGAUAAAUAUUACACAGAUAGUGCUAUUGGUUAUGGUAGAUUAUUUGCUAAUGGAAAACAAAGUUUAAUUAAUGAUCAUUUUGAUAAUUUUGUUAAAUAUGUAAUUUUUAAACCAUGUGAUGUAUCAAAUACUAUUGAAUAUCUUGUUUUCUUUACCAAUUCAGAUUUAGACCUCACAGAAGAAAAAAAAUUAAAACGAAGACGAUUUAAAAAUUUUUAUCCUUUUGAAUUUUAUAAUAUAAAUAUGGAAAAAUCUGAUAUUUUAAAAACCUUUUUAUUCACAAAUAAUAAUGUACCAGGACGUGAUUUUUAUCAGUUUUCCCUAGAUAAAAGAACAAAAGAAGAACUUUUAAAUCGAUUAAAAUUUUCACCUACUAUACAGGAUGAAAUAGAAAAAAGAAAUUUUUCUCAGGAAUUUAUAAAAGAAAUAAAAGAAGCUUUUUUAGAUAAGUUAGUAUUUGCAGUUAAUCAACCUAAUAGAGAAGAACUGAACAGUAUUGUUAAAAGUGAAAUAGCAAAAAAUAGUAAGGUCCGAGACAAUUAUAUUGCAUUAAAAGAACAGAUAUUAUGUAGCUUAACAGUUCUGGAAAGGGAUAAAAGAUAUAAUAGUUACAUAUCUGGGAUGAUAUAUGAAUUUAAUUUAUUAAUAUCCUUCUUACAUUCCAUGUUCCUGCAUAAAUAUAUGUUUUCUUUAAAUUUUGAGGGGAAACGACAUGAUGUAUCUAAUGACAUUACUGUAAAUUAUAAAAAUAAAAUUACUUAUAUAAAGGUUUAUACAAUGACUAACAGUAUUGAUUAUGAUCAGUUAUUUCCUUACAAACAACAGGAGAAAAAAAAUAUGUUUUCUGUCAAUAAGCAUUUUACUCUUUUUACUGAAGAAUUAAAAGGAGAAGUAAGGUAUUUUAUUAUUUAUACAAAUGCAAACCUAGAUAUUACAGAAGAAAACAGAUUAAAGAAAGUAAAAUCAAAACAUUUUUAUCCUUUAAAAUUUAAUAGUAUCCAUGUUCAAAAGAAGAAAUAUAAAAUUUUAAGAGAUUGUUCGUUUUUAGAUACAAAUGGUUUUUAUCAAUUUGAUCAGGAAGAAACUACAAGAGAAGAGCUUAUGAAGCUACUAAAGCUUCCUCCCUCUUUGCAAAAAGAAAAAGAGGAAGGCAGAUUUUCUGACGAAAAUGAAAAAGAAAUGAAAGAGAAAUUUUUACACAAAUUGAUAUUUGCUGUUAAGCAACCUAACAAGGAAAAAUUAGGUACCAUUAUUAAAAAUGAAAUAGAAACUGAUAUUGAAUCUAAUAAAGUGCCGUACAACUACGAUGAUUUACGUGAAAUAGCGUUACGCUGGUUAGAGUCUCGUGAAUAUGGCCAUAUUACAAAGGAAAUCAUGGAAAAGCUUUUGCAAGAUAUUAAACAAAAUAGAUUCAGUUAUAGGAAAGUUCAGACUGCAGAUUUUGAAACAGUUAAAUUUGCUAAAUGUGUGGUUGGAAGUGAGGAAACGCCAGCAUUUUAUCAGUUCUGUGAUUUUUUAAUCAAAGGGGAUGGAAAAAAAUGUCUUCAAGUUAUGCAGAAAAAAGAAGUAACGCUAACUAGUAUGUCUAGUAUUUUAACUGGAGUAAAAGCCAAUGCUCCUAAACCAUUCAAAGACUUGUAUGAUCUAUGGUUUGACGAGCAAGGAAAUGAAACUCAAUAUUUAAAAACUCUGAAAAAAGAAAAAUUGAAACUCAUUAAUAUGUCUAGUAUUUUGAAUGGAGCAGGAGUUAAUGCCUCCAAAGCUUUUAAAAACUUGUAUGAUCUGUUGUUUGAUGAACAAGGGAAUAAAACUAAAUAUCUACAAACUUUAGAAAAAGAAAGAGUAAAUUUAGCUAAUGUGUCAAACAUUUUAAGUGCAGCAGGAGCUAAUGCUGUAAAAGCUUUCAUAGAUUUGUAUGAUACAUGGUUUGAUGCAAAUGGAAAUAAAACCCUAUACUUAAAAACUCUGGAACAAAAAGAGAUAAAUUUGUCUAAUAUAUCCAGCAUUUUAGGUGGAGCAGGAACUAAUGCUGCAAAAAUCUUUAAAGAGAUGUAUGAUCUAUGGUUUGAUGAUAAAGGAGAUGAAACGCAGUACUUAGAAACCCUAAAAAAACAUGGAAUAAAACUAUCUAAUAUAUCCAGUAUUUUAGGUGGGACAGGAACCAACGCUCCAAAAACUUUUACAAACUUGUAUAAUCUGUGGUUUGAUAGAAAAGGAAAUAAAACCGUGUAUUUAGAAGCUCUAGAAAAAGAAGGAGUUGGUGUAGCAAAUAUAACCAGUAUUUUAAAUAAAGCUCGAGUUAAUACUCCAAAAGCUUUUAAGGAUCUAUAUAGUCUAUGGUUUGAUGAAACAGGAAAUAAAACUGUAUAUUUAAAAACUUUAGAAAAAGAAGGAAUAAAUAUAGUUAACGUGUCUAGUAUGCUAACUGGAUCUGGAGUUAAUGCUCCAAAAGCUUUUAAAGACUUAUAUAAUCUAUGGUUUGAUGAAAAUGGAAAUAAAACUGAAUAUCUAAGAUGUAUAAAAGAACAAGGAAUAAAUAUAUGUAAUAUGUCAAAUAUUUUACAUGCAUCAGGAGGUAAUGCUGCAAAAGCCUUCAAAGAUUUAUACGAUACUUUGUUUGAUAAACAAGGACGGAAAACUGAAUACUUAGAAACUUUAGAAAAAGAAGAAAUAAGUUUCUCUAAUGUAUCUACUGUUUUACGUGGAGCGGGAGCUAAGAGUGCGAAAGCUUUUAAAGAUUUAUGUGAUCCUAUAUUUAAUAAGCAAGCUAAUCAAAUCGAUUAUUUGAAAACUAUAAAGAAGUGGAACUUUAGUAUAUCUAAUAUGUUCAGUAUUUUAAGUGGAUCAGGACUUAACGCUGGAAAAGCUUUUAUAGACUUAUAUGAUGCUUUUUUUGAUAAAAAUGGACAUAAAACACCGUAUUUAAAGCAUUUCACAGAGAAAAAUGAUUGGGAAGAAAGUUUUACACCACAUUGCUUAAGUACAAUAUUAUACACAACAGGAACUAAAGCUACGGACUCAUUUAAAAAAUUACAUGAUGUUUGCUUUGACGACGAAGGAAACAGAACGAAAAUGUUAGACGAUUUCUACAAAGCAGGUUUUAAACCACGUGAUAUAUCCCGCAUAUUAUGGGGAGCAAGUACUCGGGCUUCUUCUAUUUUAAAAAGAUGGCAUUGUGUCUUUUUUAAUGAGGAAGGGGAAAUAACAGAACUUCUAGAUAGUUUUUAUAAGGCAGGUUUUAGACCGCGCGAUAUAUGCAACAUAUUGAAUAGAGGAAUAGAUAGAGUACAAGAAUUUUAUGAUUUUUGUUUUAUAGAUGAAACAAAAGAAUACUUAUGUCAUUUUAUAAAUAAAGAGGGUAGUUUUUCAUUAAUCAAUUUAUGCAUUAUAUUGCGCGGAGCAGGGCCUAAUAUUUGUAAGGCAUUAAAAGAUUUUCAUGAUAUUUGUUUUGAUGAAUCGGGAAAGAAAUCGCAGAUUUUAAAUGAUUUUUAUAAAGUAGGUUUUUCAUCAAAUAAUUUAUCUGAUAUAUUAUUCACAGCAGGAUGUAAUGCCGCUUUUAUUUUUAGAAGUUUUCAUAAAUGUUGUUUUAAUGAAGAAAACUAUUUAGAUCACUUCUUAGCACAGGGAAACAUUUUUACGCCAUACCGUUUAUCCAGGAUACUAUGGGGAGUAGGAAUUAAGAUUUCUUUUGUUUUUAAGAAAUUACAUGAUCUUUGUUUUGAUAACAUGGGAAACAAAACAAAUUAUUUAAAUGAUCUUAUAAAAAAAAGUUCGCAAGAGCUAACAAAUACACUCUAUGUAAAAGUUAGGAAAGUUCCUUUAUUUUUAAGUAAUACAUCAGUUUAGCAAAAUAUUAAUUGGAAAUCCAAAUUAAGGAAGUAUGGUUGAUUUCACAAAGUAAACCAAGUAAUACAAAAAAUCUUACAGCAAUUAGUUUUAUUUACAUUAGGUGAUUUGUAAUAAUUCCUUUAAGAAUAAAACAGUAGUAGAAAGCAUGUUCAUCGUCUUAAAGAUAAAGUACGUUCUAAAAUAUGAUAAAAAUUGUAUCAAAGACAAUACUGGUUUUUUAAAUGAGUUUGACAAAUUGGGAAACGAAAUAAAUAUUUUUUUAAUAUUCCAAUGCUUAGAAAUAAUUUCGAAUCCUGUAACAGUACAUAUUCUUUUAUAAUUGCUAAUAAAGAUCUUGUUUCAUAUUGUCUCAGCGCUGAUGAUUGCACAUUUCACAUUUAAAUUAUAAAAAUAUUGCAACCAUUAGUUUCAGUAUUAUCCCUUGCAGAAAAUACUUUAAAUUUGAAAAACUUGACAAAUUUUAAAAGUUAAAAAUGAUUCAUCGUUCGAAAAUUUUCAAAUUUUUAAACUAUGAACACUUCAAGCGAUGAAUCUGUACAACCAAUAUUAACAAGAUGACUUCGUGUGAACUUAUUUCUUGGUACUUCCGAUCAUCGAAACAUCGUUCCCUUACUACUUCUGUACAAGAAGCUGCCCAAACUUGUUAAGUGAGCAAUUUUAUAUGCACAGGCACAGAUUUAGUCACCCUUGCCGUUUUGUAUUCUAUUGUACUUUGAAAUUAUGAAUUAUGUUUCUGAUAAAUGUCUGUAAGAAAUUACAAGUAUAUAGAAAA
Messenger RNA from Nomia melanderi (Alkali bee), 5308 nucleotides. RefSeq lists its product as uncharacterized. The record is from RefSeq and is a predicted model, not a curated record. NCBI's taxonomy places the organism in Eukaryota, Metazoa, Arthropoda, Insecta, Hymenoptera, Halictidae.